CUUAAAUUCUCGUGUUCUUUUAUUAAACGGCCAAUAUCAAUCCACAUUCACUCACUCGGCUCUGUCCUGUCACCAUUACCAGCCACUCCCUUUUUCUUCGUUUUCCUGUCCAAUUUUAUUUGAACCCUCACUCCCCCUUCCCUUUCUACUAGCACUUCAAUACAACACAACCCAAAAUAAAUAAAUAAAUAAAAGAAAAUAAAAAAAAAAACAACCAAAAGAAGAGAAAAAUGGCACUGAAACUUUCAUUGCCUCUGCCUCGUACUAUUCGCACCCCUUCCCUCAGAAACCCCAACCUAAUUUCACUUCCUUCAUCACUCUCAGCUCGCAACUACAACGCUGCUCUUCCUUCGAAAUCGUUCCAUGCGGCGUCAAUACGACGUCGCUUUGGGUUCCGACCGGCUCGUGUGGCUCAGGGACAAGAGCUCAGUGGUAGUUCCGAAGAUAACGAUGGAAUGGUGGUGGCGGUGGAAGAAGAGGGUGAGAAGAAGGAGCUUGCAGAUCAGGGUAUAUGGAGCCAGGUGAAGGAGAUUGUGAUGUUUACUGGGCCUGCUACUGGACUUUGGUUGUGUGGGCCCAUCAUGAGCCUCAUGGAUACUGCUGUUAUUGGUCACGGUAGCUCAAUUGAGCUUGCUGCCUUAGGUCCUGCCACGGUUGUGUGUGAUUACAUGAGCUACAUGUUCAUGUUCCUCUCUAUUGCUACCUCCAAUAUGGUUGCAACUGCCCUUGCUAACCAGGAUAGAGAAGAAGUUCAGCAUCACAUAUCUGUCUUACUUUUUGUUGGCUUAGCCUGCGGCAUCUCGAUGCUUUUGUUCACAAAGGUGUUUGGUGCAGCAAUACUCACCGCUUUUACUGGACCAAAGAAUGCACAUGUAGUACCUGCUGCUAAUACUUAUGUUCAGAUUCGAAGCUUGGCAUGGCCUGCUUUACUUUCUGGAUGGGUUGCUCAGAGUGCAAGUCUUGGCAUGAAGGAUUCCUGGGGACCUUUGAAGUCUUUGGCAGCUGCCACCGUUAUAAAUGGAAUUGGUCUUGUAGUUCUGUGCCGCAUCUUAGGAUAUGGUAUUGCAGGGGCUGCAUGGGCUGCAAUGAUAUCUCAAGUAUUUUCUGCAUAUAUGAUGAUUCAAAAUCUAAACAAGAAAGGAUUCGAUGCACUUGCUUUAUCCAUUCCUUCAGGGAAAGAAUUUCUGAAUAUACUUGGUCUUGCUGCUCCUGUAUUUUUAACACUGAUGUCAAAGGUGGCUUUCUACUCGCUGCUUAUAUAUAAUGCUACUUCAAUGGGUACCCAUACAAUGGCCGCUCACCAAGUUAUGGUUCAAAUCUACAUGACAUGUACAGUUUGGGGCGAACCUCUCUCCCAAACUGCUCAAUCAUUUAUGCCUGGGUUGAUAUAUGGAGUAAAUCGGAAUUUGGCAAAGGCCUGGUUGCUUCUAAGGUCUCUUGUAAGUAUUGGAGCUAUACUUGGAUUGUUGUUGGGGAUUGUUGGAACAUCUAUUCCUUGGUUAUUCCCUUAUCUUUUUACACCUGAUCAGAUGGUCAUCCAAGGGAUGCAUAAAGUGCUGAUACCGUAUUUCAUAGCGCUAUCUGUGACACCACCUACUGUAUGCUUGGAAGGAACAUUGUUGGCUGGACGGGAUCUAAGAUUCAUAAGCUUGUCAAUGAGUGGAUGCUUUUGUCUUGGUGCACUAGUGCUAUCAGUCUUAAGCAGUAGAUUUGGUUUGCAAGGCUGUUGGUUUGCCCUUGCCGGAUUUCAGUGGGCUCGGUUUUCAAUUGCCCUUUUGCGCCUUCUCUCUCCCAGUAGCGUUCUGUCCUCAGAAGAUUUAAGCCAACAUGAGCUGCAAAAGUUGAAGGCUACCUAGGUUAGAAAUACUAUUUUUACCAGCACAUGGAUAUUCUUUCCUUUUAACCAAUGGUCUCGUUCAAGUAUGGAUAUGGAAACCAAUACUGGAAGAAUCAUACCCUCUAUGAGAUCUCAAAUGCCAGACAAGAUUCCCUUCUGUAGGAUUUCUACUAUUCUACCAAAAAGAGAAACUCUUUAUCCGCUGUAUUAUUUUUUUGUUAGUGUCACAUAUUGUAAGGAAGGAAGCAUGUUGUCUGUACUGUAGCUUAUAAUUCUUUAAAUUGUAAUGCAAAAUGCAAAACAAGAAUUGAUUUAUUUAAAAAUUGA
Molecule: messenger RNA, 2164 nt
Organism: Arachis ipaensis
Lineage: Eukaryota; Viridiplantae; Streptophyta; Magnoliopsida; Fabales; Fabaceae
Product: MATE efflux family protein
Biological process (GO): transmembrane transport
Cellular component (GO): membrane
Molecular function (GO): antiporter activity; xenobiotic transmembrane transporter activity
Source: RefSeq, a predicted model, not a curated record